AUGGCCUCAGGGGCAGAACCCGUCAACUUGACGAUAUCGCCGUCUACCGCUACAACCCUCCAGAAGACUACUUCACAGAUAGAAGACGUCAACAUGGUGGUCAUCAACGGAAUGACUACUCAAUUUUCCAUGGAUGUUAUUUUUACACCACCUUCACCAUGCUCAACCUCUUGGACCUUCGAGCCUGAGGGCGCAAAUAACGUCGAAUCCGGUCUUAUCAUCCAGAAUGCUGUUACCUUUGCAUCCUCCUGCUUCCCUUCUGGGUUCGAUCAUGUCGGCCGGAUGCAGGGCUCCCUCAUCUACAGUCCUGGCUGGUGCCCUAUAGGCUAUACUUCCGCCGACGUUGCUAUUGAUGGACCGGUAACAACAGCCAUCUGCUGUCCCUCUGACUUCAGCUAUUCCACCGACGUACUUAACUACGGCGACGGCGGUUCAGACACGUACGCCGGGUGCACAAGCACAUUCUCAAAGCGCAGCUCGACCAUCGUGCCCGUUCGGCAGGAGACAACGUCGACGCGGGUUAUUGGGCCCGUUACCAUGUGGGCUCCGCCUAUAACUGUUGCGCUGGAGUCCAGCGACUCGAGUCUUUUCGUUCCACCAACAUCCUCGACCCCUUCUAUUGCUCGUGAGACUGGCACCACGUCGACGCCUAGUCCAAGCACUACAGAGACCUCUACUCCUGACGGCACGGAGGCCUCAUCUGGCCAACUAUCCACGAGUGCUAGAAUAGGGAUAGGAGUGGGUGUUGGCGUCAGGGGAUUCGCGGUAGUGGCUGCUGUAGGACUCUGGUUCUGGCGGUCACGGAAGGUAAAAGGGGAUCGAGAACGGAAUGAAAUGAUAGUACACACCUCUGGAUCUACUCAACCAGACUUUCCAUAUUACGGCACCACGAAGGAGGAGCCGGUGCUGAUAUUGGAAGAACUGGACGCGUCGAAUGGGGGGCAUGAUAGGCAUCGCGGUGUGCGCCAUGAGCUUGCAUGA
Molecule: messenger RNA, 981 nt
Organism: Aspergillus versicolor CBS 583.65
Lineage: Eukaryota; Fungi; Ascomycota; Eurotiomycetes; Eurotiales; Aspergillaceae
Exons: 2
Coding region: 1-981 (326 amino acids)
Source: RefSeq, a predicted model, not a curated record